This is a messenger RNA of Carcharodon carcharias (great white shark), 3245 nucleotides long. Its product is annotated as major histocompatibility complex class I-related gene protein-like. NCBI's taxonomy places the organism in Eukaryota, Metazoa, Chordata, Chondrichthyes, Lamniformes, Lamnidae. The transcript is spliced from 6 exons. The coding region runs from base 360 to 1325 and encodes 321 amino acids. The record is from RefSeq and is a predicted model, not a curated record.
UUCAGAAGAGUGGCCCAGAUGUUCCUCCUGUUGACACACUCGGGACUGACGUAACUUCCAUUGGGGAAGUCAGAGAACUGGGGAUAUUUCUGAGCAGAGUGUGAGUUCUCGCACUUUUGGGAGUUCAUUCUGAGCUGUCCUUCCCCUGGGCUGGUGCACACCGGACUUAAUCCCCUGUUGGACUGGGUGGGUGGGUGCCGCUUGCGAAGCCAAGCGCCUUGCUCGGACUGUCAGACACACCGGGGCUGAGUGAGAGGCCCAAAAGGCGACACCUGUAGGGUCCCGGGCCAGAGUGCAGUGUUAAUCAGCUCCAGGCAUUGCUGCCCUGCUUGUCACUCCCAGGACUCGUGCUCCUACUGAUGCCCGGGAUGGAGGAUUGGAACAGACAGAUGACGGGGCUGAGAUUCACCCUGCUGUCCCUAUGCACUGCAAUCGGCAUCCAAGCAGACUUCCACACCUUUCAGCAACUCUUCAUCUACUACAAGGACCUCCCUGGCGUGCCGGAAUUCUCGGUGGUCGGAAUGCUGGAUGACCUACCGACACAGUACUACGACAGCUCCCUGAGAAAGGCUGAGCCCAGGCAGCAGUGGAUGGCUGACUGUUUUGCGGAUGACUACUGGCAGGAGCAGACCAGGACCGCAGACGCUCUUCACAUGAUUCUCGUCAGCAGCCUUAGUCCAUUCCUCAACAGCUUUCGUAUCACAUACAUACUGGGGAUCUGGAGCUGUGUGCUACAAAACAACAAGAAUGCCAACAAGACCGGCCUUGUAAAGAUGAAAAAUAGUUAUGGAGAGAUUCAAUGUGAAAUAACCACCAUGCGUUGCAGUGGAAUAGGUUUAUUAGCUUUACUGAAUAAAGAAUUUGAAAGCAUCCUCAACCAAAAUAUCGCUUUGGUCCAGAAACUGAACACCAACUGUGUCCAAAAUCUUCAGUCAAAUCUUCAAGCUGGUAAAGCAGCCCUGGAACGAAAAGUUGCCCCUGAGGUGCUGGUUUUCAGUAAGACGUCCACUGAUGGCUCCACAUCUCUCCUUUGUCUUGUCACUGCCUUCUAUCCCCGUGCUAUCAAUGCCACCUGGCUGCGGAACGGAGACCCCGUAUUGGAUGCCCUUACAGUGACCGUUCUGCCAAACUACAAUGCAACAUACAGAAUGGAGAUCCUCGUAGACAUUGAGGACAAUAACCCAAAGAGCUACUUCUGUAAAGUUCAACAUAGCAGCCUGCCCAAGACACUGACAGUGCAGUCGGGUGUCGAAGGGGUGAGUGAGACCAUUCAUUCUGGCCCAGUCCUCGGCCUCUUGCUGGCAAUAAUGGGAAGAGUGAUCUAGGGACCCAGAGCAGCUAAGAUGGAGGAUAAGGUAUAAGCACAGGCAAACUUUAAUCUCUCAACCAAUCCAAGAGUCUCACCAACUGCCCAGAUGGAGACUCUCUCUCUCUGUUCUACUGACAAAUGACUGAACAGCUUCACCGUUGCCUCUAACAUAAUAACUGCUCGGAGAUGGACCUUUUGCCGAUUUGCAUUGCCUCAUUUUGUUUUUUCUAACUGACUUUUCAAUGUUUUGUCAGCUUCCAUUCUGAACUUGGGUUCAACACACUGCCCUUGACCUUUGAACCCUGGGUCCUGUGCAGUGUCUUGUCCUUUGAACCCUGACUUACCGAUCAGCACCUUGACCUUUGAACCCCAGGGAUCCCAAAAUCCCGUUCAGACGCUCUGGAGCACCAUUCAUUGCUUAUAGGAGAUAGGUUAGAGCCUGUCCUCAGUCUAAUUCCAAGCCUCUCCCAAGAAAUGAAACAAAAUGUCCGGCCAGUGCCGUGGAGGGCUGGGCCUAAGCAUGUUGACAGGACAGCGAACGUCACUGGGCAGCUGGCAGUGCCUUGCCCCCACGGUAAGAAUGCGAGAUGCCGAGCUUGGAUAGUGAGGGAGCUGUUGUGUUUCGACACCAUAAACUAUAAUAGAAACCCCUGGCAGGCUAGGGGAGAGGAGAGCCGCGCCGCACUGUACAUUUCAUUCAAAAUGUGACCGGUAGCCCCUGGAUACUGGGACAACCAUUCAUCCAAUCGGGUGGCGCAGAUUUCACCAAUCAGAGCACCCGCCAGUGAGCAACACCGGAAUAAUUCACCAUGGAGGGAUAUGCAAACCAUUAGUCGCUGGGUAGAACAGAGCUUGAUUAUUGCUGAGAAAAGAGACAAGCUGUCUAAGCUUUUCGACUUGCACUCAUCAGGACAGACUUGCAAGAAUACCAGAUCGAAAGGGAAAGUGCAGGGUGAGAAGCUGGGACGGCCUGUCUCUAUUCUCAGCGAUAUACAAACUCUUUAAUUCAUAGACUACUGUUAACAAACAUGGACAGUAGCGUAAUCAAUAUAGAAGCAAUUUAUUGUAGAUGCUGGAUAUCUGAAAUGGAAACAGAAAAAUCCUGGAAAUACUCGGUGAAGAAGGUUUGCUUCAGGUCAGUUCAACAGAAGGUUAAUCACAUCUGCGGCAUUUGCAAACUCUCUCAAUCCCUGGAUUUAUUUUAACUGGAAAUGAUAGAUAUUUUGAAUCUUUAUUUUGAAACGUCCUGUGUGAUGGUUUUUAAUUCCUUGAUGUUAAAGCAUGUAGCGAAAGCAGGUCAUCCUGUGGGAUUACAAAGGCCCUAUUGCCAUAUGCUGAGUUAGAUCUGUGAGGGUUUAACAUGGGGAAGGGUCUCACCGGUCAGGCUGGAGCGAGUGCAGGUUGAGGGUCACUGCUAUGACCUUUACUUAAGGCAUUCAUACACCUGACUGAGGGGCUGCUGUGUGUGUACAGCUGCUGGGGGUCAACUGAUGGGUCGGUACAAGUGUGAUAUACAGCAUGCUCAAGACUGACUCUUCACCUCUGGGAUCUGGACUCCAAUUCAGAUCAUGCUGAAAAGUUGAAACUCACCCUCUCUGGCUUGUCAGGCUCUGAAGACUCUGUGGAACCUGCAUUCAACUCCACUUCCUCAGGGAGAACUGGAAGCUUUACUCUGUGGCUAACUAUGCACUAACUGACCAUUAGCUUGAAGCUAAUGCUGAAAGCCUAAAAUAGGGAGAGCGCUAUUGUCCAUCUCCAUUCCCCCUCCUUUGAACGGGAUACAGAGGGAACAAUACCUGGUGUAUUUAGCAGACUGUGUACAAUCCCCAUGCUUGUGGGGCUGUAUUAUGUGAUUCUGUGAGAUCAGAAAUGUUUCCAUUCUACAGACUCCAGGUGUGGGCUGUUGAAGCAGAAUAAAAUGAUUGUUGCGAAUCAA